AUGCGUUCAGCAUUGAUAACUAGUCUCUCGUUAUUGUCUCUUUUGUUCUCUUCUGUUGCCGCUUCAGUGAAACCUCCUUCACUAGAUCCGUGGUAUUCUCAACCAAUAAAUAUCAGUAACUAUGAAGCUGGCACGGCGAUUCGUUCUCGAUCGGUCAACACCAAGUUGGAGGCCCUUUUGACUUUGCCCAUGGAUGUGUCUGUCAAAUGUGUUGUCCAGUAUCUGUUCCGAACUACAGAUAGUCUAGGCAAGGCCGCUGCAUCGGUCGUUACAUUAAUCGAGCCGAAGAACUCGAAUCCCACAAAGUUGCUUGGAUAUCAGGUGUACUAUGAUAGUGCCAAUGUGGAUAGCAGCCCUUCAUAUCUCAUUCAGACAAGAAACGAAACCCUGGACUUCUACGAGCCAGAUUUUGGCAUGAUAGGAGCAGCUCUUAACAAAGGCUGGUGGGUAUACACCACAGAUUACGAAGGACUGGAUGCCCAGUACACAGCGGGUCUCCAAUCUGGCCACGCAGUCUUGGACUCUACCCGUGCUGUUCUCAAGGAAGGACAAUCAAAGGGCCUAUCGGCCAAUCCGCGUUACGCUCUUUGGGGAUACUCCGGAGGUUCUUUAGCAUCGGCCUGGGCUGCCGAGCUCCAGUAUUCCUACGCACCAGAACUUAACUUCUCGGGCGUCGCACUCGGCGGAACUGUACCAAAUAUCACCUCUGUCACUCAGACCAUUAACAAUGGUUUAAGCGCAGGCCUUGCAUUUUCAGGAACAUUUGGUACCGCAAAAGCCUUCCCGAAUAUGACGGGGUGGCUUAAUCAGACUUUGAUACCUUCGAAAGCGGCGGAGUUCUAUUCUAUCGCCAAUGGCUCUUAUUACUAUGCAAAUAUGGCCGGUGCAAACAAGGACAUAUUUUCAUUUUUCAAGGGUGGAGAGAGGGCCUUCCUUGAUGCGGUUCCGCAGACUGUCUUUCAAUUAUCAGGUACUUAG
Molecule: messenger RNA, 978 nt
Organism: Penicillium angulare
Lineage: Eukaryota; Fungi; Ascomycota; Eurotiomycetes; Eurotiales; Aspergillaceae
Exons: 2
Coding region: 1-978 (325 amino acids)
Biological process (GO): lipid catabolic process
Molecular function (GO): triacylglycerol lipase activity
Source: RefSeq, a predicted model, not a curated record